GCGCUACUUAUCAACACGCGAUUUCACUUUAAUCGGCCUGGCUCCCAGUACUCUCGCUCUCUCUCUCUCUCUCUCUCACACACACACACACAAGCCUAGAGCAGGCGGGAGAGAGUGUGGGAGAGCGAUGGAUGUGAAAGAAGCGGGAACAUCGCUUGAUUCUCUGGUUUCCUCAUUCAACACUCGUAUUGCCGAGCUUCAGCAGCUCGUCAUUGCUCGCAACAUGUAUCCGGCCAGCAGCAUCAGCGAUUUAUCGGCGAUAGAUGCUGCGUUAAAGGGCAUGGAGCUUCAGGUCCAAAAUAUAAAGAAUAGAUUGCGUGAUGAAACUCGAGCUAUCCCUAAGGCCAAAAAAUUAAUUGAGGCAGCACUGCAGCAACAAAAGAAAUUGGAGACUAUUUCUGCUUGCAUUCCAUCGUGCAUACCUGAAAGGCUUAUUCAUUUGAAUCAGGAUGCUAACAAAUGUUUCAAUGUGCAAAGGGAAGAGCAUAAGCAAGAACCAGGAUUUGAUUCUUCAAAGCCUGAGGAGCCUGCAGGCCCUGCACCUAGAGAGAAGAAGGGUCGAGCCCCUCCUCCAAUGUGGUAUGUCACUGGGGACGAGCUGAAUUCUGUGCCCUCGUACAUGAAACAAAGACUCACAUUGGAUAAGGUGAAUGCUGCAAUAGGUGACAUGGCAGCAUAUGCUGAAGCAAAUGCGCAGCUUAUCGCAGCACCAAGAAAAAAGCUGGCAGAGACUAACUUGGACAAGGCUCUGGAAUUAAGAGAGAUUGCAACGACAGAUGGAGUGAAGGGGAAACACUUUUUUCUAGAAACAGAUAUUAAAGGGCCUUCUCUUAAACUCGACAACACGGGAAGAGCACUACUAACGGUCCUUCGGCAUCUGGGUCGGAUAAGUGAGACUCGAAUUGGGCAUCACCGUGUCAUCAUCCUAUUGAGGCCUUAGCAAAAGAUUUAUCUCAAAAUGGCCAUUAUGACUUAUCUUGCUGUAGAAUACAUCUCCAAAGAACAAUUAUGUUAAGCAUCAUCUUAGAUUGCCGCAAGUGAUGUACAUUCAUUCAUGGAAUGACUCAGAUAUGUCUGCCUUUUGAUC
Messenger RNA from Sesamum indicum (sesame), 1087 nucleotides. RefSeq names its product spindle/kinetochore-associated-like protein. Gene Ontology annotation, cellular component: mitotic spindle; outer kinetochore; spindle microtubule. NCBI's taxonomy places the organism in Eukaryota, Viridiplantae, Streptophyta, Magnoliopsida, Lamiales, Pedaliaceae. Gene Ontology annotation, molecular function: microtubule binding. The record is from RefSeq and is a predicted model, not a curated record. Gene Ontology annotation, biological process: cell division; chromosome segregation; regulation of microtubule polymerization or depolymerization.